This is a messenger RNA of Oikopleura dioica, 1059 nucleotides long. NCBI's taxonomy places the organism in Eukaryota, Metazoa, Chordata, Appendicularia, Copelata, Oikopleuridae. The record is from the annotation of a GenBank genome assembly.
AUGAAAAACCUCGAAGUUUUUUCGACUCUUUUGGCCUCGGCCGCUGCCCGAACUCAUAUAAAAAAGAGCAUCAUUGAUAAUCGAAUAAAAUUCGACAGAGAUGUGCUCUUUCACGGCGAUGCCGAAUUUUGGGAAGACUACGAUGAUUGGGAUCCGUACACGGAUCUUGAUGAAGACGAAAUUCAUGAUAUCAUGAGACGAAUUGCAGCGCACAUGGACGCCAAUAAGGACGGAUACAUCGAUCAAGGGAGGGUUGAACUUUUUUUUAUUGAUAUUUUCUUCUCUUUGAAUUAUGAAGCAUACUUAUGUUUAACUCGUAAAACAGAGGAGCUCACGAUUUGGACUCUCUUCUCCAUGCACAACAUCAACGCCAAGUGGGCCCAUGAAGAGUGGGACGACAUCGACAAGCAUGGAAACAACAUGGGCAUGUCCUGGCAAGAUGUCUGCAACGAAGAGUACGGCUUCCAGUUUGAACAGUCCGUCGACCAAUACGGACCUCGAGAAGUCGACGAGUUCGACCCCGACAACGAGGAGUACUACGAGUUCAACCGACGAUACAAUCGAAACCGAGCGAAAUUCGAGGCCGCGGACCAGAACACCAACGGCUUCCUCAACCGAGACGAGUGGCUCCACUACAACAAUCCCUUCAAAGUCCAGGAAGUCAAGGACAAAAUGCUCGAAAAAGUCAUGGAGAAGAUCGACACGGAUCGUGACGGAGCCAUUUCUCUGCAAGAAUACCUCAAUGAUUGGAAAAUCAGACCAUCCGAUGCUGAUGACGACGCACUCGAAUUCGAUGUUGAUGAAUUUAAAGAAGACCUCGACCGAAACGGCGAUGAGAUUCUUGAGGGCGAUGAGCUCAUUUAUUGGCUUGAUGCGGAUCUCGCUGCUGAUGCAAAUGAUGAAGCUCUUCAUUUGAUGGAAACCUGCGACGAAGAUGGAGACGAGAGACUGACAGCUGAGGAGAUCGUCAACCACUACGACUUCUUCAUCGACCACGAAGUAAUGGAGCACGGAGAAACGCUGCGAGAUUUCUACUACCACGACGAAUUCCGAAAAUAG